Messenger RNA from Coffea arabica (coffee), 465 nucleotides. RefSeq lists its product as uncharacterized. NCBI's taxonomy places the organism in Eukaryota, Viridiplantae, Streptophyta, Magnoliopsida, Gentianales, Rubiaceae. The record is from RefSeq and is a predicted model, not a curated record.
AUGACUUAUUGGACUGCAAUUAGAACUUUUAUUGGGGCAACGCCUUAUUGUCUCAUGUACGAUAUGGAAGCAGUAUUACCCGCAGAGGUUGAGAUCCCCCCUUUGAGCAUUUUAAUGGAAACUCAGUUGGAUAAAGCAGAAUGGACUAAACAACAACAGGAGCAACUAUCCUUGAUUGAUGAAAAGCGAUUAAAUACCGUUUGCCACGAACAGUACUAUCAAAGGCGAAUGGCUCGUGCCUACAAUAAGAAGGUCAAACCUCAUCUAUUCCAAGAAAGGGACAAAGUUUUGAAACGAAUUCUUCCCAUCCAAGAUGAAGCUAAAGGAAAAUUUGCUCCAAAUUGGCAAGGACCUUUCAUUGUUAAGAAGGUAUUGCCUGGAGGAGCACUUAUUCUCAUAGAGAUGGACGGACAGAUUUUUCCUCAGCCAAUCAAUUCAGACAUGUGCAAGACGUUUUUUAUCUGA